UUUUUUCGUGUUGUUUAUUUAUUGCAUCUAAUUCAAAGCGUAAACAAGAAAAUAGGCGCCCUAAUUUCAUAUCAAUUCAACCCAAUUUUAUUCACUUCAUCUAUAUUUUCUUUCCAUUUUGAAGCGCAAGUACGAGCAGAUUUCAACUUUGGACUCACCAACAAUGGACGACUCGGAAAUGUCAGCAGUUGCGCCUGCUUCUGCUGAAAUCGAGCGCACAGCAGCUUACUGUGAUCCAAACAUUGUCAAGCAGUAUCUGCUAAACCUCGUUCCUGUGCUGCUUGGCGGCCACGGCGACGACGAUGACGAGUUCGAGGCAGUCAGGGCCAUGUUCUCCUUCCCAGACUCCAGCGACAAGUGCCGCGCCUUUGCCAACGACCCAAGUGUACCAGUUCUCUAUGUGCUCAAGGAGAUCGACGGCGAUGACGAGCAGAUGGCAUUCUCGACGGUGCAUUUUGCCCUGGCCUUUGAGCUGUGCUGGAAGCCCACGCAUGCUGGCAGCAUUGCGCUGAUCAAACGCAGCGCGACGCUGGAUCCGUCCAUGACACUGUCGAAGCAGAUCCAGGUGAUGAAUUUGCCGGGUCCUGCGUCUUCGGGCGCUGCCCCGCUGCCGGCUGCCCUGGGCGCUGCCGAUCCGCAUGUGGCCAGCGACGGAGCGUUUGGGUCGGCAGGCGGAUCGAAGGAGCGCAGCACGGCUGUGGCGGCGGCAGCUAUGGGUGGCGUGAACCCCUACGAGGCGCUGCACGCGUACGUGCGGUUUGCGGUGUCGCCGUACUUCAACGCAUACGUGUCGGCAAAGGAGAAGGCCGAGCAACUGGCGAGCCAGAACGCUGGCAGCGACGGGUUCCGCGACGAUAAGGACUCGCAGCAGCAGGGUAUCCCGAUGGCCAAGAAGAAGCUGGCCGAGCUCGAGCUCUCGCUGCUUCACCUGCAGCAGAACAUGGAUAUACCCGAGGUCAUGCUCAAUAUUCACCCGGUCAUUGUGCGCACCGUUGCCGAGUGCCGGCGCCAAGGGGUGCGCACGACGGUGGAUGCUGUCGACCCUGAACUGCUGUCAGACUCAAGCUUCCUGAACCAGCUGCAGGGCGAUGUCAACGGCUGGAUCAAGGAGAUUCAGAAGGUCACCAAGCUCGACCGCGACCCCGGAUCGGGAACAACCAGCCAGGAGAUCAACUUUUGGCUGUCAAUGGAGCGCGCGCUGGAGCGCAUCGAGGACCAGCUGCAGAGCGAUGCCAUUGUGUUGUCGAUGGACGUGCUCAAGGCUGCCAAACGCUUCCACGCGACCGUGUCGUUCCGCACCGACACUGGACUCAAGGAGGCAGCCGAGCGCGUCACCCGCUACAACGUGUUGAUGAAGGACUUCCCGAUCAACGAGUUGCUAUCGGCGACCGACAUUGGGCGCAUCAGCUCGUCAGUUGAGCAGAUCUUUGCGCACAUCAACAAGAAGCUCAAGCUGACGGCGUACCCGGUGCGCCGCGCGCUGCCGCUGGUCGAGGCCAUCUCACGCGACUUUAACGACCAACUGAUCAAGGUGCUGGGCCACGUCAGGCUGACGUACAUGGACUAUAGCGACUUUGAUAAGCUGUUCCGCGAGACACAGGGCGCAUUCGAGGCGUGGGAGUCGCAGGUCAAGGAGUUUGCCAACCUGGCGCGCGAUAUUACACGCAAGCGCAGCGAAAAGUUUAUUCCAAUCAAGAUCCGCGCCGCCCACGCGCCGCUGCAGGAGCGCUUCCACUUUGUGUUCCAGUUCCGCCAGCAGCACGAGCAGCUGCAGCACACGAUCGUCAAGGUUAUGGGCGGAAGCAGCAGCGCCAUUGGUAGCAACGGGUCGGGCGCCAACGCUGGCGACACGGCGGCCAUCGACGAGAUCCGCGUGGCGUACGACGUGGUCAAGGUCGUCGACGUGCUGGACGUCACGCCCGAGGGAACCGACCUGUGGGAGCGCGCCGAGACCAGCUAUAACGAGCGUGUGGCGCGUGUCGAGAACCAGAUCAUUGUGCGGCUGCGUGACCGGCUGGCUACUGCGCGCAACGCGUCAGAGAUGUUCCGCGUGUUCUCCAAGUUCAACGCGCUGUUCGUGAGGCCCAAGAUCCGCGGUGCCAUCCAGGAGUACCAGACGCAGCUGAUCAACUCGGUCAAGGAGGACAUUUUGCGGCUGCACGACACAUUCAAGAAGCACUACCGCCGCUCCGAGGCGUUUGCCAUGUCGCAGCUGCGCGACUCGGCACCGGUCUCGGGAGCCAUCAUCUGGAUCCAGCAGAUCGAGCGGCAGCUGGACAUGUACAUGCACCGCGUCGAGGACGUGUUGGGCAAGGGCUGGGAGCUCUACGCCGAGGGCCAGCGGCUGCAGGCUGACUCGGCCAGCUUCCGCCGCAAGCUGGACACGCGGCCGCUGUACGACGCGUGGUUCACGGAGAUCAGUCGCCGCGACCUGACCGUGUCGGGCCGCGUGUUUUUGGUAACGCGCCAUCGCGCCACCGGCCACGCGUUCCAGCUCAACAUCAGCUUUGACGCACAGCUCAUCACGCUGUUCAAGGAGGUGCGUGAGCUGCUGUGGCUCGGAUUCCAGGUGCCACACACGCUGGUCAACAUGGCGCGCGACGGCAAGCGCGUCUAUCCGUUCGCCGUCAGCCUGAUGGAGACAACCAAGAUUUAUCGCCAGGCCAGCCACCGCCUGCAGCAGCACCCCGACGUGGUGUCACUGGCCGCCGGCUACCGCCGCGAUGUCAUGCUGUGUAUACAGAAGGGUAUGGGGCUCAAGUGGCAGUACUUUGUGACCUCGGCAGGCAUGUACUCUGGCGCCGCUGGCAGCCUGGGCGGAUCUGUCGAUUCGCACGAGAACCGUAACGCGUCGUUUGUGCGCGAGUUCGCAGCCAUUGUGACGCUGUACCAGGAGAAGGUUGAGGCGCUGAUUGCGCUAAACGACGACAUUAACGCGGCCGUUCGGGAGCUGUCUACGUGCCCCUACACGGAGGCCCACUUUAGGGCGAUUUUGGACCGCAUCCAGGCGCUGAUCGACCGGCUUAACCUCGAUAACUAUGCUAAUUUGGAGCAGUGGGUCGGUGAGAUCGACGUGCGCCUCGAGCAGGUGCUGACCAGGCGGCUUUCGCUGGCCAUCCACGCGUGGGUCAAGGAGUUCAACCGCACGCCUCAGCUGGGCGAUGAGAGCGACACUGAGGCCAAUGGCAGUGGUGGCGGCAUGUCGAUGCGUGAGGAGAGCAAGAUUGCGCGGCGUCUGCAGCGCAGCCUGGGUGCGGUUGGCAGCAGGACGGGAGCCAUGCACACUGACGGCGGCGAUGAGCGCAAGGCUGCACAGGAGGAAGAGGUGAAGCCACAGUUGCGCACUCUGGUGCAUGAGUUGCGCAUCCGGAACCAGGUCAUGUACCUUGAUCCGCCGCUGGAGAAUGCUCGCGCCUCGUGGAUUCAGGAGCUGCACUUGUGGCUGGCUGCCAUCUGUCAGCAGCGCCGUCCGCAGGCUGCGCGCUACGAGGUGGUUGCCAAUGCUGACGACGAUCUUGAGUACGACAACUUGACGCUUGAGUUUGACCCUGGCUGCUCUGUGACCACGGCCGGCGACGACCAGCAACAGCAGGCCGCGUCAGCAGCAGUGACAGCUGGCCUGUCGGGUGCCAGCGAACCAUCGUCUUACAAGGACCUUUUGUCGCGAUUGCCCAACAACGGUCUGUUUGAGGCGUACCGCUCGAUCGAGGGCAUGACCAAGCAGGCGGCGUCGUACGUGCAGAUCUGGCUGCAAUACCAGGCGCUGUGGGACCUGCAGACCGACUACGUUCUGCAGUUCCUAGGCGAGGACCUGACGCGCUGGCAGUCCAUGCUGCUCGAGAUCAAGCGCGCGCGCUCGACCUUUGACAAUUCCGAGACUGCCAAGUUCAUCGGCGCACACUGCGUCGUCGACUACGAGCAGGUGCAGAGCAAGGUGAAUGCCAAGUACGACGGCUGGCAGCGCGACAUCCUUAACAAGUUUGGGCAGAAGCUCGGCCAGGCCAUCCGCGACGCGUGCCAGGCAAUUUCAAGCGCGCGGCGCGAGCUCGAGUCGCACUCGGCUGAGUCCAGCACGACAAGCGAGGUCGUGACGUUCAUCACGUUUGUGCAGGAGCUUAAGCGCAAGUGCCCCGGGUGGCGCCACGAAGUCGAGGAAGUGUUCCGCGGUGGCCAACGGGUGCUGGAGAAGCAGCGGUUCCAGUUCCCGUCCGACUGGAUGUACCUGGAUCAGAUCGAGGGCGAGUGGAGCGCCUUCAACGAGAUCCUCAAGCGCAAGAACAAUGUGAUCCAAGAGCAGCUCCCGAACCUGCAGAUGAAGAUCAUUGCCGAAGACAAGGCCGUCGAUGCUCGUAUCAGCAGCCUGUGCGCGGACUGGGAGAAGAGCAAGCCCGUGCAGGGUUCGCUGAAGCCCGAUGUGGCGACCAACACGCUGAACGUUUUCCACCAGCGCAUCACUCGGUCGAUCGAGGAGUAUGAGCAAGUGUGCCGUGCCAAGGAGGCCCUGGACAUGGACAUCUCGCGCGACGAGCGUCUGGCUCCCGUGCUCGAGGAGGUUACCGAUUUGAAGGGCGUGUGGGCCGCACUCUCUGCGAUCUGGCGCGAGGUCGAUGAGCUGCGCGAGACGCCCUGGGUCAGCGUGGUUGUGCGCAAGGUGAGGCAGCAGCUAGACCGCCAUCUGGCCGAGUCUAAGCAGCUGCCAAACCGGAUGCGCCAAUACGCUGCAUUUGAGUACAUGCAGAAGACGCUGCGCGGCCUGCUCAAGGCCAACAUUGUCAUCUCAGACCUCAAGUCAGACGCACUGCGCGACCGGCACUGGCGGCAAUUGUUCAAGGCGCUGCGCGUUUCCGUGGCGGCAAUGUCCGACCUCACCUUGGGCGACGUCUGGGACUUUGACAUUGUGCGCAACGAGACGGUCAUCCGAGAGGUGAUCACGGUCGCGCAGGGCGAGAUGGCCCUCGAGGAGUUCCUCGGGCAGAUCCGCGAGACGUGGUCCGGGUACGUGCUGGAGCUGAUCCCUUAUCAGAGCAAGUGCCGGCUGAUCAAGGGCUGGGACGAGCUUUUUGCCAAGAGCUCAGAGCAGCUAAGCGCGCUGACGGCCAUGAAGGCGUCGCCGUACUACAAAGUGUUUGAGGAGGAGGCCGGCGCGUGGGAGGACAAACUGAAUCGCAUCCACCUGCUAUUUGACGUCUGGGUCGACGUGCAGCGGCAGUGGGUCUACCUGGAGGGCAUCUUUACGAGCUCAGCGGACAUCAAGCACAUGCUGCCGGUCGAGUCGUCGCGGUUCCAGAAUAUCAACAGCGAGUUCCUGGCAGUCAUGAAGAAAGUGUACAAGAGCCCCUUUGUGCUCGACGUGCUCAACCUGCCCAACAUCCAGCGCAGCCUCGAGCGACUGGCCGACCUGCUGCACAAGAUUCAGAAGGCGCUGGGUGAUUACCUCGAGCGCGAGCGGUCGUCGUUCCCGCGCUUCUACUUUGUCGGCGAUGAGGACUUGCUGGAGAUUAUCGGAAACUCGAAGGACGUGCCGCGCAUUCAGAAGCACCUGCGCAAGAUGUUUGCCGGCCUGGCGUUCAUCGAGCUGACCGAGGACAACGCACAGAUCAUCGGCAUGUCGAGCCGCGAGGGCGAGCGGAUCAUGUUCCGCCAGCCGAUCCAGCUCAGCAAGUUCCCCAAGAUAAACGACUGGCUGGCGGCGAUCGAGCGCGAGAUGCGCAUGACGCUGGCCGAUGUGCUCGGGCGCUCCAUCACGCAGCUCGAUGCCGCGGUUGGUGGAGGCGGUGGCAAGCUGGACGCUACGCUGUUCCGCUCGUGGGUUGACGCGACGCCGGCGCAGCUCGUGGUGCUGACCAAGCAGGCAGGCUGGACGCGGCACGUCGAGGAGGCGCUGGCCAGUGGUGGCGGCGAGCAUUUGAGGCGCGUCCUGGCCGACGUUGAGGGCGAGCUGCAGGUUCUGGCUGACGCCGUGCUUGAGGACCUGGUGCCGAUCGUGCGCAAAAAGUGCGAGCACUUGAUCACCGAGCUCGUACACCAGCGCGACAUCGUCCGCAUGAUGCUGGCCAACUCGGUCACUGGCGCACAAGACUUUAAUUGGCUGGUGCAGAUGCGCUUCUGCUACACAGCGCCAGCGUCGACUCCGGCGUCAGAGCAGCAGCUGCUGGAUAGUCUCGUCGUGUGCAUGGGCGACGCGCAGUUCCGCUACGGUUUUGAGUACUUGGGCGUGCAAGAGCGGCUGGUACAGACUCCACUGACUGAUCGCUGCUACCUGACGCUGACGCAGGCGCUGGAGCGGCGCCUCGGCGGAUCGCCCUUUGGUCCCGCUGGUACGGGCAAGACAGAGUCUGUCAAGGCUCUGGCGACACAGCUCGGGCGGUUUGCGCUGGUGUUCUGCUGUGACGAGAACUUUGAUUUCCAAGCGAUGGGCCGCAUCUUUGUCGGGCUGUGCCAGGUGGGCGCAUGGGGCGUGUUUGACGAGUUCAAUCGUCUCGACGAGCGCAUCCUGUCGGCUGUGUCGCAGCAGAUCCAGACGAUCCAACUUGGUCUACGCCGCGGUUACGAGGCCGGCGGCAACGGCAGUGCGGAGAUUGAGCUGCUUGACCACAAGGUGCGGCUGCAUGCCGAUACGGGCAUCUUCAUUACGAUGAAUCCCGGCUAUGCGGGCAGAUCCAACCUGCCUGACAAUCUGAAGAAGCUGUUCAGGUCAUUUGCCAUGACCAAGCCUGACCGCGCGCUGAUCGCCCAGGUCAUGCUGUACUCUCAGGGUUUCCGCCAGGCUGAGCUUUUGGCCAGCAAGGUUGUGCCGCUGUUUAAGCUCUGCGCCGAGCAGCUGUCGCAGCAGCCGCAUUACGACUUUGGGUUGCGUGCGCUGAAGAGCGUGCUUGUGUCGGCGGGUAAUCUCAAGCGCGAGCGCCAGCAGCAGCAGCAGCAGGGCGAGAACCAGAUGGACGUUGAUGGCGGCUCUGGUAGCUCAGCUGUCGAUGAGCAGGGGCUGCUGAUUCAGAGCGUUCGCGAGACCGUGGUGCCCAAGCUGGUGGCACAGGACAUUCACCUGCUGUCGAGCCUGCUGGAGGAUGUGUUCCCGGGUAUUGAAUACCGGCCGGCCAACAUCGAGCGGCUACGUGAGGCCGUGCUAGAGGUUUGCCGGCAGCGUAACUGGGUGCCGGGCACGCGCUGGAUGGACAAGGUUGUGCAGCUGUACCAGAUCCAGGCUAUCCACCACGGUGUGAUGAUGGUCGGCGCGUCUGGCAGCGGCAAGACGUCGGCGUGGCAGGUUCUGCUGGCUGCGCUUGAGCGUCUCGAGGGCGUUGAGGGCGUCAGCUACGUGAUGGACCCCAAGUCUGUGAGCAAAGACGAGCUCUAUGGCACGCUGGACUCGACGACGCGCGAGUGGCGCGAUGGUCUGUUCACUCACCUGCUGCGCAAGAUUGUCGAUAAUGUGCGCGGCGAGGGUAACCGGAGGCACUGGAUCAUCUUUGACGGCGAUGUCGACCCGGAGUGGGUCGAGAAUCUCAACUCGGUGCUGGAUGACAACCGACUUCUGACCUUGCCUAACGGCGAGCGUCUGGCUCUGCCACCCAACGUGCGGGUGAUGUUCGAGGUCGAGACGCUGAAGUACGCAACGCUGGCCACGGUGUCGAGGUGCGGCAUGGUGUGGUUCAGCGACGACACAGUGGACUUUGGCAUGUGCAUGCAGCGGUACCUGCGUGUGCUAGCGUCCGAGGGGCUGACCGACGCUGACGAGGGCACGAAGCUGAUUGCAUCCAUGGGCGGCAAUGCCUCCUUGUCGCCAGGUGAUGAAGGCCUAUCUCCGGCCAUGCUCGUGCAGUCCAUGGCAGCCACCGUCUUUGAGCCCUUCUUCGCCUCUGACGCGCUUGUUGAGCGCGCGCUGGCGUUUGCCGCGGACGCCGAGGCCGAUUCGAUUGACCACAUCAUGGAGUUCACGCAGGCGCGGGCGCUGAGCACGCUGACGACGCUUCUGAACAAGGCUGUAAUUGCCGUUGUCGAGUACAAUGCUCAGCACAGCGACUUCCCGCUGGGCGCCGACGCCGUCGAGUCUUUCCUGAACAAGCGGCUGGCCGUGGCCCUGGUGUGGAGCUUUGCCGGCGACGCGCCGCUGCGCGGCCGGCAGGCGCUGUCAGACUUUGUGCGUGGGGCGGCAACCAUCGAGCUGCCUCCUUUGGGCGACGGCGAGUCAAUCAUUGACUAUGACGUUGCGCUGACUGCCGAUGGCGGCCAGUGGGUUGCGUGGGGCAGCCGCGUGCCGCGUGUCGAGAUUGAGGCGCACCACGUCCUGCAGUCCGGCUUGGUUGUGCCUACGACCGACACGCUGCGGCAUGAGUCCGUUCUGCUGGCGUGGUUGUCAGAGCAUCGGCCGCUGGUUCUCUGCGGUCCGCCCGGAUCGGGUAAGACGAUGACGCUCCUGGCGGCGCUGCGCGCGCUGCCUGAUCUCGAGGUUGCGGCGCUGAACUUUUCGUCGGCGACCACUCCCGAGCUGAUCCUCAAGACCUUUGAGCAGCACUGCGAGUACCGCAAGACGCCCAGCGGCGUGACACUGGCGCCGACGGCGGUUGGCCGCUGGCUCGUCGUCUUCUGCGACGAGAUCAACUUGCCUGCCGCCGAUCGCUACGGCACGCAGCGCGUCAUCGCAUUCUUGCGUGGGCUCGUUGAGCGCGGCGGCUUCUGGCGCGCGGCUGGCCACCAGUGGGUGUCCCUUGAGCGUGUGCAAUUUGUCGGCGCGUGCAAUCCACCGACCGACCCGGGUCGCGUUGCGCUCUCGCAACGCUUCCUGAGACACGCGCCCGUCGUGCUCGUCGACUACCCUGGAGCCGAGUCGCUCCGGCAGAUUUACGGCGUGUUUGCGCGUGCUAUGCUCAAGGUGCAGCCGCAGCUCCGCGCCUACGCCGAGCCGCUGACCGGCGCCAUGGUGGACGUGUACGAGGCCUCGCAGAGGCGGUUCACGCCGGACCAGCAGGCACACUACGUGUACUCGCCGCGUGAGCUUUCCCGGUGGACGCGCGGCAUGUACGAGGCGCUGGCGCCACUGGAGUCGCUGGACCUUGACGGGCUUGUGCGGCUGUGGGCGCACGAGGGCCUGCGCCUCUUCCAGGACCGCUUGGUUGACGUUGGCGAGCGGCGCUGGACGGAUGACAAAAUUGACGAGGUCGCCAGGAGCCACUUCCCCACGGCCAACAUUGCCGUGGCCCUCGAGCGGCCGAUUCUGUUCUCUAACUGGCUCACUCGCAACUACGUGCCUGUCGGCCGCGAGGAACUGCGCGAGUACACGAAGGCGCGGCUGCGCGUGUUCUACGAGGAGGAGCUGGAUGUGCCACUGGUGCUCUUCAACGACGUUCUGGACCACGUCCUACGCAUUGACCGCGUGUUCCGCCAGCACCAGGGCCACGCACUGCUGAUUGGAGUCAGCGGCGCGGGCAAGACGACGCUGGCGCGGUUUGUCGCCUGGAUGAACGGCCUGGCUGUGUUCCAGGUCAAGGCACACCGCCGUUAUACGGCGGCCGACUUUGACGAGGAUCUGCGCGGCGUCCUGCGGCGCAGCGGGUGCCGCGGCGAGAAGAUCUGUUUUGUCCUGGACGAGAGCAACGUGCUUGACGCCGGCUUCCUCGAGCGCAUGAACACGCUGCUGGCCAAUGCCGAGGUGCCUGGCCUGUUUGAGGGCGACGAACAGGCGGCACUGAUGACUGCGUGCCGCGAGGGAGCGGCGCGCGACGGCCUACUGCUGGACUCGCCCGAGGAGCUGUACCGGUGGUUCACUGCGCAGGUCGCUCGCAAUCUGCACGUGGUUUUCACGAUGAACCCACCUGCGGCUGGGCUUGGCGCGCGCGCGGCGACGUCGCCAGCGCUGUUCAACCGUUGCGUGCUAGACUGGUUUGGCGACUGGUCCGACCAGGCACUGUUCCAGGUCGGCCGCGAGUUCACUGCGUCGGUGGACCUAGAUGACCCCAGCUUCACAGCUCCCGACACGCUGCCCGUGGCCUAUGCCGGGCUUCCAAUGCCAGCGUCGCACCGCGACGUUGUGGUCAAUGCCUUUGUCGCCGCGCACAAGGCCGUGCGCUCAGUCAACGCGCGCCUCGAGCGCCGUCGCGGCAUCGUUGCGCAUGUCACGCCCAGGCACUAUCUGGACUUUAUCGCGCAGUUUGCGCGUAUGUACUUUGCCCGGCGCGAUGCACUCGAGGAGCAGCAGAGGCACGUCAAUGUCGGUCUGGACAAGCUGCAGGCCACGGUUGCUCAGGUAGAGGAGCUCAGGUCGUCGCUAUCGGUUAAGCGCUCAGAGCUGGAGCGCAAGACCGCGCAGGCCAACGAGAAGCUGCACCAGAUGGUGGCUGACCAGCAGGAGGCUGAGCGCAAGCAGGCAGCGUCGAUUACGCUGCAGGGCGAUCUGGCCGUGCAGAACGCGGCCAUUGCCGAGCGCCGUGUUGUUGUGAUGCAAGACCUGGAGCGUGCCGAGCCGGCGGUUGAGGAGGCCCAACGCGCUGUAUCCAACAUUAAGAAGCAGCAGCUGACCGAGGUGCGCGCCAUGGCCAAUCCGCCGGCGGCUGUCAAGCUGGCGCUGGAGGGCGUGUGCACGCUACUGGGCCACCGACAGACGGCUGACUGGAAGAGCCUACAGAGUAUCAUCCGCAGGGACGACUUCAUUGCAUCGAUUGUCAACUUUGACACGGACAAAGAGCUGAGCAAAGCCCUGCGCGCCCACAUGCGUCGGACGUUCCUUGAGAGGCCUGAGUUCAACUUUGAAACCGUGAAUCGCGCGUCCAAGGCCUGCGGGCCGUUAGUCAAGUGGGCCAUAGCGCAGGUCGAGUUUGCCGAGAUCCUCGAGCGCAUCGGCCCGCUGCGCGCUGAGGUCAGGAAACUCGAGGAGGAAGCCGAGGCCACACAGUUGCAUGCAGCGACGCUGUCGCAGAUGCUACACGAGCUCGAGGCAUCGAUUGCGCGGUACAAGGACGAGUACGCGCUGCUGAUUGCCGAGACCGAGGCUCUCAAGGCAGAAAUGGCGCGCGUCGAGGGCAAGGUCGAGCGGUCCAUGCGUCUGCUCUCGUCUCUGAGCUCGGAGCGGCAGCGGUGGGAGACCGGAAGCGCAGCGUUUGGCGCGCAGAUGGCCACGCUGGUUGGUGACGUUCUGCUUGCAGCGGCGAUGCUGGCGUACGGUGGUUUCUACGACCAGCGCGACCGUGAGCUGCUUGUGCAGCGGUGGACAACGCAGGCUUUGAGGUCCGGCAUCCAAGUGCGCAGCGACAUGCGUCUGGCGGACUUUUUGUCGACGCCCGAGGAGCGCCUGGCCUGGGCUGCCAGUGGCCUGCCCGAUGACGACGCACUGGCGAUGGAGAACGCUGCGAUGCUGGCGCACCACACGCGCUACCCGCUGCUGAUCGACCCAUCGGGCGGAGCGGCGGACUUCUUGCAGAAGCAGCUUGAGUACGAGGGCCGGACACUCACUGUGACAUCGUUCCUCGACGACGCGUUUAUCAAGCACCUCGAGUCGGCGCUGCGCUUUGGCAAUGCCAUACUGAUCACUGACGUCGAGCAUCUUGACCCGAUUCUCAAUCCUGUGCUGAACCGCGAGCUGCGGCGCACCGGCGGUCGUGUCCUCAUCAGGCUGGGCUCGCAAGAUAUUGACUUCUCUCCGGCCUUCCGCCUGUUCCUGUCGACACGCGACGCGUCGGCGUCGUUUGCGCCGGACCUCUCGUCACGCGUGACGUUUGUCAACUUUACCGUGACGCGCGCGUCGCUGCAGGCGCAAUGCCUGAGCCAGGUGAUGCGGCAUGAGCGGCCGGACGUUGACGAGCGGCGUCGCGACCUCUUGCGCCUUCAGGGUGAGUUCCGCUUGCGCCUGCACGCCCUGGAGAAGGAGCUGUUGAGCGCUCUCAACCGGUCGCAGGGCAAUGUGUUGGACGACGACGCCGUAGUAGCCACGCUGGAGUCUCUCAAGACGGAGGCGGCGGAGAUUGCACGCAAGGUCGCUGAGACCGACGGUGUCAUGCGCGAGGUUGACCGUGUCACUGCGCAGUUCACACCACUGGCAAAGUCGUGCGCGGCUGUUUACUUCGCUUUGGAGCGGCUUUCGGCAUUGCACGUGUUCUACCAGUUCUCGCUGGACUUCUUCAUGGCUAUCUUCCGCCAGGUCGUCGAGCAUAACCCCAGGCUGAGAGGUGUUGCCGAUGAGAGGGAGCGGCUGGUCAUUUUGAAGCGCGAUCUGUUCCAACUGAUUUUUAGCCGGGCAGCUGUCUCCUUGCACCAUGACAGCCAGCUGACCCUGUUGAUGCAGCUGGCCCAGAUUAAGCUGCGCAGUGACGAGGAAGAGGCUGAGGAGGAUGAGGCAAUGGUGGCCAGCGGCGGCGGUACUGGUGCUGCUGCGACGGGUGUGUCACAGGAGGCGUGGGCUAGACUCAAUGCUGAUAUGGACUUUGUUCUGCGUGAGGCUACUGUUGCCACUACUGCCACCUCUAGCAGCAACAGUGGCGGGAACUCGCAUGCUGGUGUUGACGGCCAGGGCAUGGUACCACUGGUAAGCCUGCCUGAAUCGCUUGAGAGUUUGGUUGACGAGGAGACGCACCGCUCUAUCACUGCGCAUGUGCAGGGACUUGGCUGGUGCCGUUCCUGGGUGCGGUCGCUGACUGAUGAUGACUCGGCGGUGUUGGCCCAAUGGAUGGAGUUUAUGACCAGCUCUGAGCCUGAGCGCAUUAUGCCCCUGGACUCAAUUGCCGAGCCAUCGACGGCAUCGGGUUCGUCUUUGACAUCGUCGUCGUCGUUUGCUUCGGCCAGCAUUGCUCUGCGCCAACUCAUCAUUGUGCGCCUUUUGCGCCCCGACCGCGUGCUUGUUGCUGUUACGCGGUUUGCAGCUGCUGUUUUCCAAGGCCCCACCCUCGAGUCUGUCGGCAUGGUCGCCGAGGCCAACCUCAGGGAGAUCACUGUGAGCGAGGUCGAGGCGACGACGCCUGUGGCGCUGUGCUCUGUGGCCGGACACGACGCUGCAUACCGUGUGGACUCAUUGGCGGCCGAGAUGCGGCGCAGCCUGGUGUCCAUUGCCAUGGGAUCCAUUGAGGGAUUCGCGCUGGCUGAUCAGGCCAUAGCGCAGGCGGCCAAGGCCGGCACAUGGGUGCUCUUGAAGAACGUGCAUCUGGCUCCCGCAUGGCUUGGGCAGCUGGAGAAGAGGCUGCAGUCGAUGCGCGCGCACGAGCAUUUCCGCCUGUUCCUCACUAUGGAGAUCAACCCAGCGGUGCCUCUGAGCCUCCUGCGCAGGGCACGCACUCUGGUGUUUGAGCCGGCACCUGGAGUUCGCGCCAAUCUGUUGGAGAGCCUGGCGGCGAUUCCGCGUAACCAGCAUCAGCAGCAGAUGCCGGCGGAGUGCGCCAGACUGCACUUUUUGUUAGCCUGGCUGCACUCCGUGGUUAUUGAGAGGCUGCGGUAUGCGCCCCUGGGGUGGACCACGCGCUACGAAUUUAGCGAUGCUGACUUUGCCUGUGCCCUGACUACAAUUGACUGUUGGGUUGACCGCGUUGCUGGCGGCAGGGCCAACGUUGAUCCUGAGAAAAUCCCCUGGGACGCCAUCCGCGCCUUGCUUUCAGAGAGCAUCUAUGGCGGCCGUAUUGACAACCAGUUUGACUCCCUCGUGCUGGCCACUUUUGUCAACAAGCUGUUUAGGCCGGAGGCGUACGGACACGGGUUUGCGCUGGUAGAAGAUGCCAGCGGAGGUCUGCUGGCUCCCGAGGACGCUGUGAGGCUUGAAGAUUUUAUGAGCUGGUGCCAUGAGUUGCCUGAGAACGAGCCGCCCACUUGGCUCGGACUGCCGGCCAACGCUGAGACGCUGCUGCUGGUGCAGAAGGGCCAGCGCCUUAUGGCCGAUACGCGCAAGCUGCGCUCGCUAAUGGAUGACGACGACGAGGAUGAGGAGGUCACAGCAGACCACCACCACAACCAGCGGUCCCUGGCCGCUGGCGCUGCUGGCGACCAGGCCGAGCUGCCCGCCUACAUGCGUCAGGUCGAGGCUCUGGCGCUGACCUUUACGCAGUCGCUGCCGGCUACUCUGCCCCAGCUGCCCGCAGACCAGCCCAGCGCUGCUUCGCAGACGCCACUGUACCGCGUCAUUGGGCGCGAGAACACUGUUGCGCGUCAGCUCUUGGAGCGCGUGCAUCAGGAUCUACUGCACCUGCGCGAAACGUGUCGCGGCGAGCGCAAGCAAACCAACCAUUUGCGGCAGUUACUGGCGGACUUUAACUCGGGUUCGAUUCCGCGGUCGUGGGUAUCCACGUACACUGUUCCCCGGGACUACACGCUUACGCGGUGGAUGACAGAUUUCGCUAUGCGUCUGGACCAGGUGCGCGACCUGGUGCAGAGGAUUCACCGGGCGGGACAUUCGGCCGAGGAGCUCGUGCGCGAAAUGCAGGUUAACCCGGUUUGGUUGGGCGGCUUGCUUUAUCCCGAGGCCUUCAUCACUGCCACUCGCCAGGCCGUGGCCAAGCAGCUCGGGUGCUCUCUGGAGGAGCUGGAUAUAUCCCUUGGGAUGCCCGGGCAAAACGUGGAUGGCGGUUUUGCUGUUAGCGGCUUGAGGAUUGAGGGUGCCAUGUGGAGCCAUGGCGUUUUGUCGUUGAAUGAUGGUGCGGUUGAGAGGUUGGACGCUUGCUGUCUGAUGUGGACGCGCCGGAAUGGUAAAGCCGGUGUGGUGGGAUUGCCUGUGUAUUUGAAUGUUGACCGCAAUGACUUGCUGUUUGAGGCUGCGUUGCCUAUUGAUUAUGCCAAUGGCGUGAGUGAUUCCGCUGUUGUGCUGAGAGCAGUUGCUGUUGUUACGGCUUGAAAAUUCAUCGCGCUUAGCUGUGGAGUUUUCUCUUUCUUUCUUUCUUACCUUUCUAUUAUGUCAUUUAAUUGGAAAGCCCUUUAUGUUUCCGAUAAUUUCGUUAUUGUAUGUGUUUAAGUCUUUAUUUGGCCAAUAAACGAAAACUUCGUCAUAUCC
This is a messenger RNA of Kickxella alabastrina, 14953 nucleotides long. Its product is annotated as dynein heavy chain. Gene Ontology annotation, cellular component: dynein complex. NCBI's taxonomy places the organism in Eukaryota, Fungi, Kickxellomycota, Kickxellomycetes, Kickxellales, Kickxellaceae. Gene Ontology annotation, biological process: microtubule-based movement. The transcript has a single exon. Gene Ontology annotation, molecular function: dynein light intermediate chain binding; ATP hydrolysis activity; ATP binding. The coding region runs from base 164 to 14797 and encodes 4877 amino acids. The record is from RefSeq and is a predicted model, not a curated record.